Messenger RNA from Ruditapes philippinarum (Manila clam), 2750 nucleotides. RefSeq lists its product as uncharacterized. Lineage: Eukaryota; Metazoa; Mollusca; Bivalvia; Venerida; Veneridae. The transcript has 9 exons. The record is from RefSeq and is a predicted model, not a curated record. The coding region runs from base 757 to 2589 and encodes 610 amino acids.
CUUAGCAAUCCGGUCAACUCGUCCCCUGGUCAACUCGUCCUCUGGUCAACUCGACACCUUUUUGGUCAACUCGUCCCCUACUUUUGGUCAACUCGUCCCUAAUAUGGUCAACUCGUCCCCUACUUUCGAUCUCUGUCUUUAAAAUGUCUUUAAAUAAUUCUUUUAUGUAAAAUAUGUAAAAUUAAUACUGAAUUUGAUUGAUAUCGAAAUAUUAAUAAAAUAAUUACGUCUUUUUUACGUUAAAUUUUAAUGAUCUUUAUCUAAGCGCACGUGCAUAGCUUUGAUGUCAAACUACAAAGACAGGUAAGUUUACAAACAUUCAAUUAAUGUUUAAUUAAUCGGAGUUUUAAUGAUAAUUAAAACUAAAAUUAGGUCCAACUCUUUGAUUUUUCCCGCCUCCCUGAAUGGAUUAAAGACUGACGACAGAUUAACAGAAAUUAGAAGCGCUAAAAACUUUAUGUCGGUGCGUAUUGAUCUCAUUAUAGAAGGAUCGUGUCAAUUAAAAACAUGAUAAUUGUUUGUUGGGAACUUGUCAAUAUAAAAGUUUCCCUGAUAAAUAUAAGAUUUAUUCUUAAAAACACAUUUGCGUUGUACGUUAUACGAACAUUGGAUUAUUUUUUUUGUGCAUAUCAAUCAUUUCUUAGAAUUCCAUAUUGUUGGAUUAUAGACUGCAUGUGAACGGUGUAUGUGACAAUUUUAAUUAUUUGUGUUGUUGAUUGUGAUUUUUUUAAUUGAUUAGUGUUGUUAAUUGUGACAAUGUACCCCUGCAUUGAUUGUAGGAAACAUGUGCGGAAAAAUCAGCAAGCACUUCAGUGUGAGCGCUGUGAACACUGGCAACACAGAAGUUGUAAUACAGGUAUAACAAUCGCCGACUAUAGGUCAGCUGUGAGAGGUGACCGGGAGAUUGCGUUCAUUUGUCAGCCAUGUAGUGCUACUGCUAGAGAAGAGCCUGCCGAUGAAUCUCUUCAGUGUUGUGCGGAGAACUCACACCAGUCCGACGAAUCAUGCAACGAGACGGGUUAUGUGGUCAGUUCAUCAGUCAACACAACAUUUUCUAGUGAGAACUACGAUGUCUCUAUGUCUGAGUAUGCUAAUGAAUCUGCUGCUGAUUGUUCAAGGUCUAUCCUAGCUGACAACUCCUACUACGAACGGGAUGACGUCCUAGAGUCUUCCGGCGAGGGUCCUGUGAUGCUUGGUUCUGUAAUCGAAGAUACGCCAGUGACUUACGAAAUACUGUCAGGUGCUUCACAGAGGGGUAAAGAUAUAUUAACGGACUCACAAGGAUACACGUACAACCUCAAGGGUAGGAAAAAAACUUCUUCUACAUGGCGCUGCAGCGUGCGCAAUGUUAACAAUGUGUGCCCAGCUCUUGUGCGACAAGUUGGCUCCGACUUCUUCCCUGGUGGAAAGGAUCACAACCAUGGUAGCGUGCCCUCAGCCAAAGCUAGGAUGUUGAUAACUCAAGAGGCAACGCAACAGGCAUCACAACAAGUGUUUACGUCGGCAGGUAGUAUAGUUGACAAAGUUGCUAACGUGGUAAUUCAACCGUCUGACGUCGAGAAGCCGAACACUGAGUACAUUGCUAGAGUAGUUAACCGCAAGAGACAACAACUUCGCCCAGAAGAACCUUCAGAUCUUAACUUCGAGGUGAAAGAAGACUUUUUACCGCCUAACUUUUAUCGGUGUGACGUGAGAGUUGGUGACAGCCGUCACCUGCUUUUUGCUAGCGACGAUCAAUUGGCCAUACUGAAGAAAGCGAAGAGAUGGUACCUCGAUGGGACAUUUAAGGUUGUGAGGGAACCUUUCACAAGCCUUUUUUCUAUCCAUGCCUUCGUAAGGAGCGGCGAUUGUGCGAAACAACUACCUCUCGUUUACGUCCUCAUGAGCAGCAGACGCACAAGAGACUACGUCGCAGUCCUUAAGAAACUGGGUCGUUUGCUACAGCGCGAAGUGAAUGUGGUUGACUUCGUUGUUGAUUUUGAGGCAGCCCUUUGGAAUGCAUUACGCCACGUUUUCGAGGAUGCAGAAAUCCACGGAUGCAGUUUCCACUGGGGGCAAGCAGUAUGGAGGAAAGUACAGGAAAAAGGCCUGUCUGCCGAGUAUGUCAGUCACCGAGGGGCACACCGCUUCAUCAGAAAACUUCUGUGUCUGCCAUUCCUUCCUGCAGAACACAUUGGUCCUGUGUUCGAGUCAAUGGCAGACUUAGCUCCAGACCGUUUUGAUGGACUGUUAGCCUACAUUAGACGGACCUGGAUCGACAAUGAUAUGUGGCCAGUCCAUUCUUGGUCGGUGUUUGGAUUGAGCAUCCGCACCAACAACGAUGUUGAAGGAUGGCAUAGAAGAUUGAAUGGGAGGGCUGGGGGAACGCCUCCAUUUUACCUUUUGAUCAAACUGCUCUACGAUGAGGCCCAGGUAGCGGUGAGGAACUCGGAAUUGAUAAGUGAAGGAAGACUUCGCCGCUACCAGCGCAAAAAGUACACAUAUCUUCAGGGACAGACUCACCAGUUGUGGGAUAAGUACAGGAAUGGGGAGUUAUCUUCAACAGGACUUUUGAGAGAGUUCGGCAACUUAUACAAGCCCCAAGAGUAAAAAAAACAACAACAAUGACAUAUGUGCAUGGGAAAAAAAACAAUGAAAGUGUGAAAGUGAAAGUGACUAUAUAUACAUGUAUGACAUAAUAUUGACAUACGAUAUGAUAUUUUAUCUUUGCAUAUAAAACAUGUUUUUAUAAAUUAAAUGUUAUUGCUAUU